UUCAUUCAUCACACUAAACACUGUUUGGCAGACAUGCAGAGAAUAGACUGCAGUAGUCACUGACUAACUAGUGGAAAAAAUGAUAACAUAAAACAGCAGGACUGAAGAAAACAUGGUUUCAUUUUGGCAGUGAACCGUCACAUCAGGAACUAAAUUACUGCUGCAGAUAUAAGGAUCAAGAAGUAUGGAGCACUCCAGUCUAGUCAGAUGUGACAGCCUGGAUGCAGGAUCAGGGUGUGAUGGGGAGGCGAUCGACCACAUGGCCCUUGACCGUGAUGGCACUGACCACACAGCAAACUUCGAGCCUUCACCAGCAGAACUGGCUCAGUGUGAGGCUGAAGUGGGCACACUGCUCAGCAUCAUUGCUGAGCUGAACAAGAAGAUGGGGUCAUUAAAGGCACCAAGUGAACCAGAGGACCUGAGACCACCACAGCCAUCCAGGCCUCUGGUUCCAGACCUUCUGUCCCACAGGCUGCCCAGAAGCAGCCCAGAGAGCAACACGGCCUCUGCCACAUCUAAACCUCCACUGCCUGGCCGAGGGGCCGGUGGGGUAGUGUGGACAAAACUCCAGGAGGUUUUAUCAUCAGUGGAGGACUCCAUCAGCUGUAAAAGGUCCUGGGCCGCCCCCAUCACAGCUUCUGACCAGGACAAGCACAACGAGCAUCUGAGAGCAGCCCAGGAGAGCUGGGUUAAGGCCACUCAGAUAUUGGAAGACAUGGAAAGAGAGUUUGGGAUUUCUUGCCCAUCAGGCUUGCCAAAGUACCAGUAUCAGGGCGACAUCCUGAGUCUGGAGAAGCGUGACUCUGCUCUCAGAAGCACCUUGCAGAGUCACCAGGAGGAGCUGGAUAAGGCACAAAGCACCAUCAGCCAGAUGGAAGAGGAGAAGAACAAGCUGGUUGGUCUCCAUAAGGCCUUGAGGUCAAGCAGUCGCUCUCCUCCCUACCGGCCCACUGCUGGAGCUCUCAGUCCAGACUGGGCCUCUCCUCCCUUUCCUGGUUCACCUUUACCCCACAGAAGAGCUGUAACACCUCUCUCUCUGGGUGGGGAUGGUUCUCCACUGGGCUCUGUUAAGUCAUGCAGUCCUUGUCCCAGCCCUAUCAGCCUGGAGUCUGAGACAGAGCGACUGAACAGGUGCAUUGAGAGGCUGAGGGCCAGAAAUGAACGGCUGACUGCAGCUCUGGAGCGAAAGAAGGGAGAGUCAGAACUGAUCAGUAUUACACUAAACAGACUUGAGGCUGACUGCUCUGCCCUGCAGAUGGCUCUCAGAUACUGUGAGGACUGUGAAGAGGCCUACAGCGAGCUGCUGUCACUUUAUGACGCCAAGAAGCAGCAAAGCAUUCCUCUGCAGACAGACUCAGCAGCUGUCUGUGACAGGCAACAGCCAGACAGUCCAUCAGCGCAGCUCAAGAAAAUGGGAACUGAAGAGCUGUCCACCUCCUUCUCAACAGCAGGGGUCACAGAGGAGACGGAAACACAGACCCAUGCAAGGCAGAGGACCGAGUUGGUGGAGCGAGAGACAGUUCUCCGUCAGCAAAUUGAACGCUUGAAGAGGGACCGGGCAGCCCUUUGUCUACCUAAGCCAAGCUCAGGAUUUGAGGGCAAAAUGAACGCUGAAACUGCUCAUCCGGCUGGAUCAAGAGAGGGACAUGUGACUAAAGAUAACGCCAAACCUCCUGAUAUCAAGAAAGAGAAGGCUUCCCUCUUCUAUGAACUCAUCUCUGUCAGGGAGGAGAUGUCAGAUCUGCGCUCUCUAAUCCGUUUCAAGGAGAAAGAGCUGAGGUGUCUGGAGUGGAGUUUAAUGGCCCAGAAGGCCCAGGGAUCAGGUGGAGCUUACGUUCCAGAAAGUCUCAGAGAGGAGCUGGAGGAUCGUAGGACAGAACAACAGAGGCUCUGUGAAAGUGCAGCUAAACUGGGUAGUGAUGGGGACAUCGUUGUGUCUCAAACUACACCCAUUCUGAAAGAGCUGCAGGCUGUCCUGCAAAGAGAACAAGCCCUGAAGAGGAGACUGGCUUUAGUCCAUGACUCCCUAAAUGCAGCUCUGUCAGACAGCACCUCCCACAAAAGAGACAACGGAGAGCAGAUUGCUCGGCUCACACAAGCUCACAGUAAAGCCUUGAGUUCAUACCGGCAGAUUCGCAGAAAGUACAGGGAGCAGGUGUGGAGGCUGGAGCAGAAAGUGGCAGCCAUGACGGAGAGUCACCACCACCAGAGUGGAGCACCGAAAGCAGGAGAAGAGGCCCUAGAGUGGAGGAGGGAAGAGACUGUUCUGUGAUCCUAUGAUCCUUCAGUCAGAGAAUCCACCACUUUGGUUGAAACUGAAAAACAACUGUUGAAUGGAUUGCCAUGAAAUAGUACAGAUAUCUAUUGCUCCCAGAGGAUGAAUCAUAACGACUUUGGUAAUACCCAAAUUUGUCCUCUAGCCCUACCAUGAGGUUGACAUUUGUGCUUUGAGUGAAAAUUCAGAUAUCAGAUGGACUGCAAUGAAACACACAUUCAUGUCCUACUCAGGAUGAACUCUAAUAACUUUGGUGUCUUUUCAUAGUUUUAUCAUCGGGUCAAACUUUCAGUUUUUCCAGUCAUUUGGUUUAUGACCCAAUUCCUGCUAAACUAAUAACAUUUUGUGUUUAUUGCUAGGUUUCAAAAUUCUACAAGUGAAUAUUGUAAACAUCACACCUGCUUAACAUCAGCAUGUUACCAUUCUCAUUGUGAGCGUAUUAGCACGCUGAAAUUAGCAUUCAUCUCAAUGCACCACUGUGCCAGUGUACAGCCUCAUAGAGCUGCUAGCAUGGCUGACUGUCAGUCUUGUUAAUAAGAUAUGUUAAGAAGUUAUUUUUAAUUUACUUUACGUACUCCAUCCUAUUCAUCCACCUGUUUUUUUUCUAUUUAUCUGUCAACCCAUCAGUGACAUCUACAGCAGUAAGUUGAUUCUCAUUACCUCUUGAGAGGUAAAUAUAUGUAUGUUUGUAGAGCAGUAGAACAUGGAAAGCAGUCAGUUCUGCAUUUUCCACCAGCUUAACAAGUCUAACAGGACUCACACGUCACAAGACACAUGCCUUAUUUCAGAGAAACAGCUGUCAUGCAGUCAUGAAUGGGGAAGGCUGACGUCAAGGACAGAAUUCACUGAGGACCUUGGGACAAACCUUGAGAACACACAUGUCUUUUUUCCCGUACAAACUAACUCUAUAAAGCCCCUCCUGGCCGACCCUGCUGUCAUGACAAAGCUCUGUGAAGGGGGAUGGGGGCAGGACAAUGGCACACAUGAUGUGCACACAAAAUGUACGGCCAGCUCUUUUGUCUUCUUAGCUCUUUCAUAGUUCUGUCCAUCUUCCUCUUUCUGCCUUUCACUGAGUCCACUUCCACUGAACGAUCAGUUCACCCAAAUUACGCUGAAAACAUAUUUUCAUACUUAUUUCUAGUAGCAAAAGUUUUAGAUUUCUCAGAUCCUGUGUGACAUUUUCCUUCAUCACAAUAAGCAUGGACACUUAUUUUGAGUCAAUCACACACUGCUCAUCCUCUAGGAUAUUUGGUUAUUUUUUGUAGAGUUAAAAGCCUUCUCCACCAUUUAAUCAUUGCUGCAGAACCAGAGAUCUCAUUCGUCUUCCUUGUUAAAACCUGCUGACUACAUUUCCCAUGAUUCAACACAACUGCCAACAGUUUGGUUGGAGAUCCGGGUGUGUAAUGUUAGUAGUGGCUAAUGUAGCUUCAAGGCUAGACUCAAGCAGAGAUGAAGAGGAGUGGACUACAGAGUUCUGGUUAACGUACUACUUUCUAACCCCCAGAUUUUUUUCAUUUUCAGACCUGUAGUUUUCAGCUCCAACUGACACUGACUCUAGUGACAUCACUUGAGACAUUUUAUCAGACUUCACGCAGCGCCCUCUUGAAACACCAAUGGCUUUAUCCAACGUUUUUCACAUGUGUAUUAAAACUCAACCACACAUGUAAACAAACUUUGAUCUGUAAAACCCGUGCAAUUCCAAUUUUAAGGAAAAGUUUUGGACAGAAAUUGGAAAAAAAGUGAUUACUAUAUAUAAAAAAAUAAUAAAAAUACUGUAUUAUAAGUUAACUGUUUAAAUAUGUGAUUAGUUUAAAUACAAAUGUAUAUGUAUUUAUGUUCUCCUUUAAAACUUUGUUCUAUAUCACGUUGUAUUUAUGUUACUGUCACAUGUUGUUGUUUCCAGAUUUGAGAAAACAAUUUAAAAAAAUUAAGUAUUAAGAUAUUAACACACAUCCUUUAUAUGAGUGUGAGCACCACAAAUAUAAAAAUUCCUUUCAACUCAUUGUAUUAUAUAUGGAGGUAGAAAUCCCUAGGACGCGUAUCUCAAAAUCUGUACAAAUGAAACCAAAAUUAUCUGUACAGACAGAUACUAAUGAACGUAAUUGAGAAAAUGUGUUUGUUUUUUUAUUUGAGUGAAUGGACCCUUUAAAAACCCAGCUUAAUCUUACUCUCUCUUCAUCCUUUGCUCUUCACCUCUCAUUCACCUCCAUUUUCCUGCCUUUAUGCUCCAUCUUCUCGCCACUCAUCUCUCAAUCAUCUCUACGCCCACUCCCCCCUCCAGCGACCUCGAGCUCUGACCUACCCGAGCCAGUCAGCUGCAGCUGUGACCGGCGGUCAGGAGGUUAAGGCAAAGGUUGAGUGUCACACCCACAGGGUCACAGUGAUGCCUGGCUGUUGUGUUAGCUUGUGAAUGAAGGGUUCAGAGUGCCAGACGAGGUGGCGAGCCCCUGACGGCCUGACUCUUGCCUGAGCUUGCCCUUUCCCGAGCAGAGGUCAGCACAGAAGGCCUGUCCUCGCCGCUUCCCCCCAAACCUCCAGGUCACCAUCGCUAUUGUUGUAAUAGCUGCCAUUAGAGCAGAUACAAUUAUCUUUCCAUUUUGUGUUCCCUCUCUCUAAGAUCUAUGUUAAGCUUUUAAGUUCAUCAAAGGUUUUUUUAGAUGACAUGACUGUUGUAACCUCUGGGUGACUCCUGUAUCAAAGAGGCCACAUUAUGCCAAAAUGUCCCAUGGAAAGAAAAAGUGUUUUAUCAUGCAUGGCUCAAUAUGUGCAUCUAUACAGAAGCGGAAGAAGUAUUCAGAUCCUUUACUUAAGUAAAACUAAUAUUACAACAUUUCAAUCUAUUUAAAAUCUUAGCAUUACCAACAAAAUGUACUUAAAUUAUCAAAGUAAACAUAUGCAUUCUGCAGAGAAAUGGCCCUACUAUGUCCUACAAUAUUAACAUUGUUAUUUAUUACUGAUGUAACAAUCAUAAGCAGCAUUUUACUGCUGUAGUUGGUUGAGAUGGACAGCUCAGCAUAUUAUUUUAGUUAUUAGUUAUUUAAGUAGUAGCUAUAUUUAUAUAACUAGUAAAUAUAGCUACUAGUAGCUACUAGUAGCUAUAUUUAUAUAGCAGAGUGAAAGUAUAAAGUUGCACAGCAUGGAAAAAGUAAAGUAAAGUACCUCUAAAGCUGAACUUAAUGACAGUAGGCUACUUGAGCAAUUACACUUGGUAACUUUCCACUUGUGCAUCUCUCAGUAAUACAGCCUCAGGAUUGUCAUUAUGUAUUAUUACUUCUCACUGUCAUCAUGAAUUCAACGGCCUGUCUGCGUCAUGAUGAGGAGAUACUUAGAUCCUUUACUUAAGUAAAAGCUGCAAUACCACACUGUGUACAAGUAUUACUAGCAAAAUGUACUUAAAAUACCAAAUCUAAAAGUACUCAGGGUAGAAAAAAGAACCCUGUGUGAUGUAUUAUUAUAUAUAAUUUUAUUUGAUUAUUAUUAUAUAACAUAAUAUAUAACAAAAGCACUUGUAAUCAAGUAACAGUAAGAGAGCAAAUAAAGAAAUAAGCAAUCAGGGAACGACAAAUACAGAGCAAUCCAAGAGUCAAUCCAAUAACUAUAAAAUAUAUCUAUGAAAAGCAACCUAAUGACCAGCCAAUAUUAUAAUUUUCACGCUCAACUACAUUAAAAUUAAUUAGUUUAAUCUAUAAUCUAUAUAGUAAUCUAAAGUAUGUAUGUUUAAUAAGAUCAUUGUGUUUUUAUAUCUAAACAAAUAACUAGUAAAUAUGGAGUCAGUGGUGUAUUGAAGUAAAAAGAACAAUAUUUAUGUAAUAAGUAUAAGUAUAAAAUGUCAAAUGGAAAUACUCAAGUAAAAUACCUUAAACAUUUACUUAAAUAUUUUCACACACUGCCUGGAACACAUUGAACUGCUGGAGGUUUUAAAUAAAGGAUAAUCAAACAUA
Molecule: messenger RNA, 6216 nt
Organism: Micropterus salmoides (largemouth bass)
Lineage: Eukaryota; Metazoa; Chordata; Actinopteri; Centrarchiformes; Centrarchidae
Gene: ushbp1
Product: Usher syndrome 1C binding protein 1
Exons: 14
Coding region: 185-2272 (695 amino acids)
Source: RefSeq, a predicted model, not a curated record